This is a messenger RNA of Nymphalis io (European peacock), 2469 nucleotides long. RefSeq lists its product as uncharacterized. Gene Ontology annotation, biological process: proteolysis. The transcript is spliced from 12 exons. Gene Ontology annotation, molecular function: metalloendopeptidase activity. The record is from RefSeq and is a predicted model, not a curated record. NCBI's taxonomy places the organism in Eukaryota, Metazoa, Arthropoda, Insecta, Lepidoptera, Nymphalidae. The coding region runs from base 58 to 2454 and encodes 798 amino acids.
UGUGCUAAAAGCAAUAAAAAGUGCAUUAAAAAUGUUUUAGUACAAUACGCAUACAAAAUGGCGGUGUAUAUGACAUCGUUUUUUUUAUUUUAUUUUUUUAAUUAUUAUGUCAAAGGAGAUCAGGAUAUUUUCAAGAAAGAGCACUUUGUAUUUUGGCCAAAUGGAACGAUUCCUUUUUACAUAAAUCCAGACCAUUUCGAUAACGAACAAACAAAUUUAAUCAUGACGACGUUGUCGUCCUUUGGGUUUAAAACUUGCCUCGAAUUCCACCCGAUUUUGGGUGAACCGCAGCCGAAUUUACACAUAAUGGUCUUCGAAAAUCCGAGGGGUAUUAGAAAGUGCAUCAUCGGCAUGGAGGGGCACGCCAAGGAGGAACCUCACCGUAUAGUCCUGGGCUACGAUUGCCUUCGAUCACCUCAAAUCGAUAUGCUCUUGAUGAAAGCCCUGGGUUUCCCGUUCGAACAUAACAGGGCGAGUCGUGAUGUUUUCAUUGAUGUGCAGUUCGAAAAUAUUGAACCAGGUUCAAUUCCAUUUUUUACGAAAGAGAAGAAAUUACCCCCUGAACUAAGGGUAUUGCCAUACGACAUUAACAGCGUGAUGCAUUUCGGAGAAAGGGAAUACAGCAAGAACGGUCACAGAACUAUCAUAUUUAAGAAUCUUAACGCGAAACAAAAUCGAAUCGGAUUAACAAAGAACGACUUGAGAAAGAUAGAAAUAAUAUACGGUCCAGAAUGUCAGAAACGAGAUCGUCAAGCAAAAAUCGACGUAUGCAAGAGUUACCCAAGCUCGCGAAAGAAGAGAGAAACUGAAGUUGAAAUUGUCAAAAGUUUAAGAGUAAAUCCAAACAUAACACCUCCUCCUGACAAUAAACUUAUCGACGAUUUAACUAACAGCGUUAAAGAACUAGGAAUCGAGAAUGAAGCGCAAGAUUUGCUUGAACAAGUCCAUAGAAUAACAGCGAAGGCUUUAGAAAACGCUAGAAUUAAGCGAUGCAAUACUACAGAAAUUAAUAAUGAAACUUAUUCAAUAUCACACGAUGUUUCAAAUAUAUUAGAAGCAACGGUAAAUUACAUAAAAGCAGUUGUUAGUAAAGCGCUGCAGAAUUCGACAGCGUUCUGCGAUAAAACGAACGAUAUAGACAUAUUUCUGCGGGCAGGUUGCAGCUUUGGAACGGGUAACAGGUGUCCGGUUUUUUAUAAACCAACGAAGUCAGGUUCCGUUCGAUAUUCAACACAACACAGACCCGUCAUCCGUCAAUCCACGAAACACGACGGUAAAGGGAACAAGUCACCAUACGUCAAAUGGUUAAGAGCAAGUAAUGAAACUGAUGACAGAGCGAGAAAGAAGAGAGAUUUGACAGAUGUGUCAAAUUUAGAUAUGGAAACUGUAACAGAUCAUGACUUAACAGCUGGUGCUAAUGUCAGUGAAGUUUUGACGUAUGACACGACGGUUUCCGUUCAGAAAGUUCUUAAUUUCGCACCAGUUAGAAGAUUUCAGGAGCGUGAUUCAAGAAUGUUCGGAAGUAAAGAGAAACAGCAAGAAGAAGAAAAUUCUAAUACGUCAUCCGAGAGCACUAAGAAGAAAGCGAAUUCGAAACGUGUAACUAAGAAGGCUUUAAAUAUCGAGCUUUUGUCUGAUAAACAUAAAAAAAGAAAAGAGCAGUACAAAGAGAAUGACAGUCAGAGUGACAGCGAAACAGAAGAAGAAAGGCCAAAAAUAAAAAAAAGUAAGAAAACGAAAGAACCAAAAAUAAGCGUCGAGUUACCAAAGACUGUGAAGCUUUCGAGGGCAAACCGAGAAUUCUACGAUGAACGAAUGUGGCCAGACAAGAUUGUUAGAUACGUUAUUAGAGACGAUCCCAGAUAUAACUUAAAAAAAGUACGUGAGCGGCUCGAGGAAGUAAAUUCUAUACUGAAGAUAAAAACCUGCGUCCAACUCCAAGAAAUCUCAGAGAGAGAGGGACGGAAAUAUAGAGACUAUCUCGUUCUUGACACCAUUCCGGACUACGUCACGGGCAGAGUGGGCGGGGAGCAGAAUUUCGGUUGCCUCGAGUUAUUCGAAGGCGGGCAACACCGUCAGCAUGCCGCUAUGAUGGUGAUGGCGAUGUUGGGUUUCUACUUCGAAGUCUCCCGCCAUGAUCGGGACAAGUAUAUCAGGGUUCAUAAUAGGCAUAUUCGCGCAGAUAAGCUACACCAUUUCGAAAAAAUACGUUCUGACGCGACUCUAGCUCUUGCUUACGAUUACAAUAGCGCCACUCACCCCGCCUGGCAGUUUUGGAGGAGAGUCGGGAAGAGGGGCAUUUCAUCAGUCGCUACCUAUAAGGAUCAGGAUCCAGACGGUUCCGUCAUGAGGUCACUAGGUCAGAACGAGGAGCUCCUCUCAGAAACAGAUAUCAUUAAGAUAAACAGCGUGUACGGUGUUCAGUGCUUUAAGAGAAGGAACGAAAACAAUUAAAAAUAAAUACGAAUA